Molecule: messenger RNA, 525 nt
Organism: Miscanthus lutarioriparius
Lineage: Eukaryota; Viridiplantae; Streptophyta; Magnoliopsida; Poales; Poaceae
Source: the annotation of a GenBank genome assembly
AUGGCGAAGCAGGGGGCGAAGAAGAUGAAGGACGAGAACAAGAAGCGCUUGGACUUACUCCUGCGCAUCAUCCUCAUAUCCAACGCUAUUUACAUAGUGGUGAGGAUGGCUAUAAUGCAUUCAUCCUUCACCUGGAAGCAUUGGAUUGGCCUUAUGGUAACAUCGGCAGCAUAUUUUCUUCCAUAUAAGCAACUCGCCAGUAUGGCAAAGCCAGUUUACUCUGAUAAUGGAGAACUACUGGAUGGUGGCUUCGAUUUGAGCACUGGUGGGGUUUGCGAGUAUUUAUAUGAUGUGAUCUACAUCACCGUCUUUGUGCAGCUGAUGUCUAUCAUUUCUGAAAAAUUUUGGUGGACAUAUUUAGUGAUUCCAGCUUUUGCUGGAUACAAGAUUUUCGGUUUGUUGAGAGGAACAUUUUUCAGUGGUGGCUCAGAGGGUGAAGUUGAAGAUGAGAAGACGCGAAAGAAAAGGGAGAAGAUGGAGAAGAAGGCAUCUAGGGGGAAGAUGAUCAAAACUAGGACUCGCUGA